UAAUUUUAUCUAAUAAUUUAUCGUUAAGUUUUUUUGCCAGUCACGGAAAUGUUCGUUAAAUGGUUUAGUGUAGUGACAUGCACCGUUUGUUUCUUAUAUACCAUUUACAUCUUGUACAGCUUAGGACAUUUCUUGUCGAACCAUAACGUAACUAAUGAAACGAUUGUUUCAUCGAAGGAAGAUGAAAGCAAUGUCUCGUUAUUAUGGCCCUUAUCGACAGACAUGACUCUGUUAAGUAUUUUUAUUUUACAACACUCAUUUAUGGCUAGUGAGCUCGUGAAAGAUUUAUUUUCCAAGUUCCAAGUUGAUUACAUAGAACGAACUGUCUAUAAUGUUUUCAGUGCCAUGACUCUUCAUUUAUUAAUCAGUAAAUGGGAGUUCAUUUCAUCUGUUACAUUAUGGAAAGUCGAUACCUUUUCUAACGACGUUUCUUGGUACACAUUUACGACCCUUCACGUGUUGGCUUGGAUAAUAAUUUAUAGCGGGUGUCUGAUGAUGGAUUUAUCAGAAUUGGCUGGGUUAAAACAAGUAUAUUACAAAUUUUCAUCAAGGCCAUGCCCGAUUGUAAUGAAGUCGAGAGGAUUGUUACGUUAUUAUAUGCAUAUGAGACAUCCAAGUCUGACAGGAUUUCUCAUUAUUUUUUGGAUACAUCCUUAUAUGACAUUAGACAGAUUAUUAUUGGCUUCGAUACUUACUAUUUAUAUGGGCUUAAUGUGGACCAUUGAUAAAGAAGAUUAUGAUUAUCAUGCUCAUCUUGUGAAGCUAAAGCAAAACGAAUUGCUAUAAUCUUACAAUAUUAUAUGUCCAACCUGCGUGUUCAUUACAUUACUUUUAUACUAUUUUUUUGUUGAUUUACAUUUAUACUCUUCGUUUGUUUGUAUUAACAUUUAUUUAAGAAUUUCGUACUGUAAAGUACAUGUGCAUACAACAAAUACACGUGUACAAAGUGA
Ceratina calcarata is the source of this 950-nucleotide messenger RNA. RefSeq names its product nurim homolog. NCBI's taxonomy places the organism in Eukaryota, Metazoa, Arthropoda, Insecta, Hymenoptera, Apidae. The transcript has 3 exons. The coding region runs from base 49 to 786 and encodes 245 amino acids. The record is from RefSeq and is a predicted model, not a curated record. Gene Ontology annotation, cellular component: nuclear membrane.